CAUAAAACAGGACAGCUACACGGAGUCAUCAUGAACAGAGCCUGGGCUAUGUUUAAAUCUUAUCCAUACAUCUGCAAUGUGGUGGGAUACACAACACUGUUUGCAACAGCAGACCUCAUUCAGCAAAGCAUGAUGGGAACAGCAUUGCACAAAGGGACUGUGCACAAGCAAGAUGAGGUGGGAUUUACUGUGACUGGAAAGGCAGAGACAGAUGCUCUCACACUGUAUAAUUCAGAAAUUGACUCAGAUGGCAGGAAAAAGAGUUUGGAAGAAAAGGAAACUUUAGCUCCAGUACAACGUGUUACACAGCUUCACAGCAUUGACUGGGCCCAGACUGCUCGGGUGGCACUGGUUGGGUUCUGUUUCCAUGCCAACUUCAAUUACCAUUGGCUACGGGGACUGGAGAGGAUAUUUCCAGGGGGAGGGACCAAGAGAGUAUUGCUUAAAGUGUUUCUGGACCAAUUAAUUGCAGCCCCCACAACAAUAAGUGCUUUCUACAUAGGGCUGAGCACAUUGGAAGGUGCAGAUGAUCCCCUUGAGGACUGGAGAAAUAAAUUCUGGACUUCUUAUAAGACUGGAGUGGUGUACUGGUCAACAAUGCAGGCUGUGAAUUUCUCUCUGGUCCCACCAGUGGCUCGUACGGUCUAUGUUGGGGGAGUCUCUCUUGCCUGGACUGUCUUCCUGUGUCAUUUCAGGCAGCAGAGGAUUAACACUCUGAGUUAGGCUUUAUACAGUUGCUUGCCAUAGAAGUCAAUAUAAACAUGGACUUGCUACAGUAACUUCUAAAUUUGCAAAAGGACAAAUGGAUGUGCAUGUACAAAUAUUACAUAUAAGAUGUGCAGCAGAGCUGGCUGAUGUUACAAACUGCUCUAAGAGAUUUGACUAAACCCUUUUACUUUGUCUCCAUUUUGGAAUAAGUAAGAUGCUAAUUUUUACAUCCACAAAAUAAACCUUAA
Molecule: messenger RNA, 956 nt
Organism: Xyrauchen texanus (razorback sucker)
Lineage: Eukaryota; Metazoa; Chordata; Actinopteri; Cypriniformes; Catostomidae
Product: mpv17-like protein
Exons: 5
Coding region: 31-723 (230 amino acids)
Cellular component (GO): cytoplasm; membrane
Source: RefSeq, a predicted model, not a curated record